AUGGGUCAACAUUCAAGUAGUCAACACUAUAGUUUACCUUUCGAAAGCUAUAUUUCACCGCCAUUGAGUUAUGGUUCUCAAGUACACGUUUAUGGUAUUGCCACUGGCGACCGAUUUGAAAUCAAUUUGACUAACAACCGAGGUGAUAUCAUAUUGCAUGUCAAUCCACGUGUAAACGAUCGCCAAUUAAUAUUAAACUCUGCACCCGGUGGUAAUUGGGGCAAUGAAGAAUGUAAACCAUUAAUGAUUUCACGCGGUCAACAAUUCAAUAUUAUUAUUAUGGUGACACCACAAAGUUUUAAAGUUGCUGUUAAUAAUCAAUAUGCGGCUGAUUUUAAUUAUCGUAUCCCAUUCAAUGCAGCUGAGAAUGUUACAAUUAAAGGUGAUGUUGCCUUAUCAAAUAUGCAAAUUUAUCCAGGUGUUAGCCAAUAUGGUAAACCAUGGCAAUUUAUUAUGGAAACACCAAUUCCUAUCAAUAUGUUUCCUGGUCGUGUAUUCAAUAUAAAUGGUCGAUCAAAUAAUAAUGCUUCACGAUUUGAAUUCAACUUAUUAACAGGUUUAAAUCAUGGAGCUGAUGUAGCAUUUCAUUUAAAUCCACGUUUUGAUCAACGCGAAGCUGUACGUAAUUCAUGUCAAGGUGGUGGUUGGGGUGCUGAAGAAAAGCAAGGCGGGUUUUCAUUGCAACCAGAACAACAAUUUGAUAUUCAGAUUAUUUGCUUUCCAGAACAUUACCAGGUCAAUUGCAAUAAUCAAGCAUGGUUCACUUUUCGACACCGUAUUCCGUAUCAGUAUGUUCAAGCAUUGCAAGUCAAAGGGGAUGUUACAAUUUCAAGUGUACAAGUUAUGUAG
Molecule: messenger RNA, 849 nt
Organism: Rotaria socialis
Lineage: Eukaryota; Metazoa; Rotifera; Eurotatoria; Philodinida; Philodinidae
Source: the annotation of a GenBank genome assembly